Molecule: messenger RNA, 2231 nt
Organism: Danio rerio (zebrafish)
Lineage: Eukaryota; Metazoa; Chordata; Actinopteri; Cypriniformes; Danionidae
Gene: kdelr2a
Product: KDEL endoplasmic reticulum protein retention receptor 2a
Biological process (GO): protein retention in ER lumen; retrograde vesicle-mediated transport, Golgi to endoplasmic reticulum
Cellular component (GO): membrane; Golgi membrane; COPI-coated vesicle membrane
Molecular function (GO): ER lumen protein retrieval receptor activity
Source: RefSeq, marked provisional
UAUUUCGUGGAGGAAUGAUCUGGAGGAGAGCGGCACUGAGCCGGUUUACACAUUUCACACUCACCGCGAGCUCUCUUCACCGCCACUGAAAGCCGCCCGAGAGGGAAAAAAACACCAUGAAUAUCUUUCGGCUGACCGGGGAUCUGUCUCAUCUUGCCGCCAUCAUCAUCCUGCUGCUCAAGAUAUGGAAAAGCAGGUCCUGCGCAGGUAUCUCUGGGAAGAGUCAGAUACUCUUCGCCUUGGUGUUUACCACAAGAUACCUGGAUCUCCUGACGUCCUUUAUUUCUCUUUAUAACACUUGCAUGAAGGUCAUCUACAUUGGAUGUGCCUAUGCCACAGUCUACCUGAUCUAUGCAAAGUUCAGGGCAACCUAUGAUGGGAACCACGACACUUUCAGAGCAGAGUUUCUGGUGGUUCCAGUGGGAGGUCUUGCCUUUUUGGUCAACCAUGACUUCUCUCCACUGGAGAUUCUGUGGACUUUCUCCAUCUACCUGGAGUCGGUGGCCAUCCUGCCUCAGCUCUUCAUGAUCAGUAAGACCGGCGAGGCCGAGACCAUCACAACCCACUAUCUGUUCUGCCUGGGGGUUUAUCGCGCCCUCUACCUCUUCAACUGGAUCUGGAGGUUCUACUUUGAGGGCUUCUUUGACAUGAUUGCCAUCGUGGCUGGAGUCGUCCAGACGAUUCUCUAUUGUGACUUCUUCUACCUUUACGUCACAAAAGUGCUGAAAGGAAAGAAGCUGAGUCUACCAGCCUAAAGUGCCAAAGAACAGCGAGCUGUGUCUCAAUCAGACUUAUAGAGGGGGCAGAAACCAAUGAUGCCACUGCAAGAUGCCCAAGACAAAGAACGCAGAACAACAUGCCACAUUUAUUUCUCUCCGCCUGGACACCAACUAUCCCCAUACAGAAACCAGGACGUUUUCGAAAACUUUUCUUCUGUCUUUAAGCAUCUUGCAAUACAUCUUUUUUUAUUGCUUUCAAAAUGAGAAAAAAAAGAAGAAAUCUUUUCUAUAUGCAAGGUGUAAUGAAAUAUUGAACGGUGUAUUGUACACAUUAACUCCUGUUAAAUGCGCCAUUUGUAAAUUUUUCCAUGAUCGGUUCCCAGAGUGUCGAAAAAGUUUGUGGUUCGGGGGGGAAAUGAAGUGCGUAUGUUCAAUACUUCAAAUAAUUAUAUCUCAGUCUUUCUUUUAACUUUUUUUUUUCUUUUCCCCUUAGCUUCAAUGAGAGGUUUGGCUGCCACUUUAUGCAGUCAGAUUAGUCUAAAAAAUAAUUUAUUUACAAAAAAGAAUUGAUACAUGCACAGCACAAUUCACAUUUACAAAAUCCAAUUUAUUAGUUCUAAACACGAUUCAAAAAUACACAAAUCCAAUUUGACAUGAUUCAGAAAUGCACAAAUCCAAUUCGCUAAUUUAAAACACGAUUCAAAAUUUAACAAAUCCAUAUCGUAAAUUAAAAACAAUUCAGAAAUAUACAAAUCCAAUUCGACAUAAUUCAAAAAUACACAUCCAAUUUGUAAAUUCAAAACACGAUUCAUAAAUACACAAAUACAAUUAGUCAAUUCAAAACAUGAUUCAUAAUUUACAAAUCUAUUUGGCCAAAAUAUUUAUGAGUUUUACUUGUGAAUUCACAAAUUGUGUGUUGUAUUUAUUUGUAUUUACAAAUUGGAUUUUGUAUGUGUGAAUUGUGCUGUGCAUGUAUGAAUCCUAUUGCGUAAAUGUAUUAUUUUUGAGACUGAUCUAGCUCCAUACCAUUUUGUUUAAAAAAAAAAAGUCCUUGUCAUCACAUAAAUGCCUUAUUUUAUUUCAGUUUCUGUACAGAACUACUUGUGUCAAAGCCCCCGUGAUAAGAGUUGUAAAUAAGAGGAACAAUCCAGCACAUUUCUCCUUGUGUGACCCACCUUUAUUAAUAACAUGCUAUUAUUAUUAUUAUAGUAAGGUUGUUUAAAUAUUCGGUUAUUACCUGCAGACAUCAGCUUGUUAAAAUGCAGUAAUUUAUAUAUGGUAUAAGAACAUUAAAUCUAGUGGUGUGGAAACUGUCAAAGCACAUUUUGAAGUGAACAUGAGUUUUGUAGCGUAGUUUUCAUUUAAUUUUUUUUUUUUUUUUUUUUACGCACUACAAUUUUUCUUUUAAUUUCAGCAUCCCCAAUGUUAUCCCCUCUCGAGUCAUUCCUGUAGGGUUUACAGUUAUUUUUCUAGUUUUUACAUGUCUCCCAAUAAAUAUUUUAAGGGACACUA